This is a messenger RNA of Pecten maximus, 1986 nucleotides long. RefSeq names its product transmembrane prolyl 4-hydroxylase-like. The transcript has 10 exons. Gene Ontology annotation, molecular function: calcium ion binding; iron ion binding; L-ascorbic acid binding. Lineage: Eukaryota; Metazoa; Mollusca; Bivalvia; Pectinida; Pectinidae. Gene Ontology annotation, cellular component: endoplasmic reticulum. The coding region runs from base 1 to 1215 and encodes 404 amino acids. Gene Ontology annotation, biological process: peptidyl-proline hydroxylation to 4-hydroxy-L-proline. The record is from RefSeq and is a predicted model, not a curated record.
AUGGUGGACUUCGUCCAGAUCCUCUUCCUGGUCGUUGCGGUUGCUGAGGCUGGGCGGUCGCGGGGGUCGGACACCUUCUGCUUGAACAUCGCUGGGGUGGAAUCCUGUCAAAAUAGCUCAGAUAUCCGACUGUCACGGCUUCAAGGCAAACAGAUUGGUGAGGUUCAAGAAGUUGUAACACAAGAGGGUCAUGUGCUGAAGUUGACAACUGUCAGUGAAAAACCACUUAUAUUAGAGAUACCGGAGUUUUUGUCGGCGGAGGAAUGCGAUCAUUUUAUUGAGACAGCUCGACAGGAGGGGCUGAAAGACAGUGUGACCACAGAUAGCUCGGGUAACAUUAAAGAUGGCUUCACACUUAUGGACAAGGACAGAGACAGAAAACUCAGUGUGAACGAGAUGAGGCUAACAGUAGAAAGUGGAAUGGACAUUUAUCCUGAUCGAGAGGAUAUACUUAAAAUGUUUGAAGACACUGGAUUGGAUAAAGAUGGAGAUGAAAAAAUAUCCGCAGAAGAGCUAAAAGACUUCAGUCCUGCAGACUUGAAGGGAUAUUUCUACAAGUUUAUACAGGAACAGCCGGAAAAACAUUCUCGCUUCAGCAAACAAGUUUGGCUUUUCCCAGACAACUCCAAGGAUACAUCGUUUGAGCAGGUUCAAGACAGGGUGUCUAGAACUGUUGAUCUCCCUAUUGAACUGAUCAAGAUGAGUGAUUUCCAGGUGGUAAGCUAUGGGGUCAAAGGUCACUACAAUGCCCAUUUUGACUCAUCUGUAGUGAAUGACAAAAUGCCUUGCUGCACGCGUCAAAGAACUCAACAUUGUCGAAUCUGUAGGUACAUGACAGUGCUGUUCUAUUUAAGUGAUGUGGAGGGUGGAGGAGAAACGGCUUUCCCCUUGGCUGGUAAUGACACCAUUGAUAUGAUGCGGGUUCAGGAGGAACAGCUGACAAACCUUUACAGGAAGUGUAGCGACUCUAACCUCCAUGUGGUCCCAGCCAAGGGCAAGGCCAUUAUUUGGUAUAAUCACCAGGUUGACCCAGACACAGGCUGGCUAGGUGAUAUGGAUAAGUAUACCUUUCACGGAGGAUGUCCCGUAACCAUGGGAACCAAGUGGAUAGCUAAUUUUUGGAUCAAGACCACAGACAACAAACUUGAAGAUUUAAAAAGGAUGGUAAAAUUCACAAAAUCACACAAAAGUAUGAACCAGAAGGACGAACUUUAAAUAAAAAGAUUUUUAUAGUCAAACCUUGUUACCUCAAAGUCAUUUUGGUCAUGAAAAACCCUACAAGAUACCCCAAGUACACGUAUACUAGGUCACCAAAUAUAUUUUUAUAUCAUUUUUAAUGAUGGACUGAACUUUGAAGUUAAUUAAGCAGCGUUGUCGAGCUAUGACUUUAAGAUAACAAAGUUUGACAUGUUUAAGAAUUUUUUUUAAAAGAUUUUCACUUUGUUAAAAAAUGAUAAUGAAAAUGAUAAUUUUCUGUUGUUGUGGGUCCAACAACCCUUUGAUAAAAAAAGAUAAUGAAAAAGAUCAUUUCCUGUUGUUUUGGGUCCAACAGCCCCUAGGUUUAGUAUUUGUUAUGUAUUUGUAUAUGUAUUUUUUGUUACUAAAUUUUUAUCAAAUUAUUUCAUAAUUUAUCAAUCUAGUCAAUCCUUAUGAAACCAGCAACCACCAAUCCAAUUGCCUUGUAUAAUUAUAUAUGUGUAUCUUUCAAUACUUAUAUCCUAUGAAAAAUCGAGAGGGCCAACGAAUGAAAUUUGCUCGUAGUAGUGCUUGAUUAGUUGUAGACAAUGAAUAGCUAUUGUUAUUAUUUUACUGCUGCAAUAGACGUGGUCGGGCUUGUUACCAGGCAUGUUAUCGGAUAAAUAUUAUUAUUGGUAUCAAAUAAUAACUUAAUGUUGCUUGUAUCAAGCAUUUUCAUUGGCUAAAUUUUUUUUUAUAAUUUUUAGGAUUAACCUUGUGGUUUAAAAUCAGAGUAUAUACUCUGGUUUU